CCGCUUCCGGUGCUACCGCGUCGCGGGCUGCUGAGGGCUUGUUUGCGUCGACAUGGCGGUUACCCUGAGCUUCUUUCUGGGCGGGCGCGUCCGCGCUGCCGUCACUCGCUGUGGGUUCGCGACCCGGGGGGUGGCGGGCCCGGGCCCUGUCGGCCGCGAGCCGGACCCCGAUUCCGACUGGGAGCCGGAGGAGCGGGAGCUGCAGGAAGUGGAGAGCAUCCUGAAACGACAGAAAAGAGCGAUCCAAUUCCAGAAAAUUCGGAGACAAAUGGAGGCGCCAGGUGCCCCGCCCAGGACCCUGACGUGGGAAGCCAUGGAGCAGAUCCGGUAUUUACAUAAGGAAUUCCCAGAGUCCUGGUCAGUUCCCAAGUUGGCUGAAGGCUUUGAUGUCAGCACCGAUGUGAUUCGAAGAGUUUUAAAAAGCAAGUUUGUACCCACAUUGGAGCAGAAACUGAAGCAGGAUCAAAAAGUCCUUAAGAAAGCUGGGCUUGCCCACUCGCUCCGGCACCUCCAGGGCUCUGGAGAUACCUUUAAGCUGCUCUCUGCAGGCCACUCUGUAUCUGGCUCUUUGCUGAUGCCAGGGGAUGAAGCCUCAUCCAAAGGCCAGAGUCACAGCACAGCUUUGAAAGUGAUAAAGUCGAACACUCACAAUACAAAUACAACAAGGAGACAGAAGGGAAGGAAUAAAGGAGUCAAAGGCCUGGAGAAGGAGAGUUCUGUGCCUGUUGCUGCAGCCCUACGUCAUCAAAGAGAGGUGACCAAGUACCCCACCAGUGAUUGUGAGGGCACCAGAAGAACUGACAGUGAUGGAUUGCCAAGUGAGAAAAAGCUGGAAGAGUUGAAGUUAGAGGAGCCAGGUGACCAGAACUUCAGCAGCAAAGUAGUACAGAGGGGGCGGGAGUUCUUUGACAGCAAUGGGAACUUUCUGUACAGAAUUUGAGCCAGGCCUGGCUAUAGGGAAGCCAUGUGAAACAGCUGAGCAAGUAUAUUUGGAGCUGCCUGGGUUUCUGCAUGUGGAUUAGCCACCUUGGAGUAGGAGGAAGUGAUGAUCCUGGAUAGUGGGAGGAAAGAGCUGCUUGCAUAGAUCCAAACUUCCUGGAGUACUGCUCCCAAUCUGACCCCUGUAGAUCUUCAGUACUCACUGUUCUUGUUUAUGCUCACUGUGUUGAAAACCAGCCUGUCUUGUUUGUGUUGUUAGGAGUUUCUGUGAUACUUGCAAUAUAUGUUUGGAAGGAAAAGAAAAGUUUGCCUUCUGACCCCUUCUCUUCUUGGUCAAUGAACACUAACAGUUCUGGAACUGCUUAGUCAAUUGGUUGUUUUCUUAUGUGCAAAAUAAAGUGAAAUGUAGCAGUC
Messenger RNA from Cynocephalus volans (Philippine flying lemur), 1353 nucleotides. RefSeq names its product neugrin, neurite outgrowth associated (gene NGRN). Lineage: Eukaryota; Metazoa; Chordata; Mammalia; Dermoptera; Cynocephalidae. Gene Ontology annotation, cellular component: nucleus. The coding region runs from base 53 to 940 and encodes 295 amino acids. The transcript has 3 exons. The record is from RefSeq and is a predicted model, not a curated record.